AUGCAGAAAUCUCAAGCAGGUUCAAUACCAAUUAUAAGUACUACUAAACCAGGAGGAAGGGACUUACUUCCACAUUUGAAAGAAUUAGAUUAUAACUUCAUCAUUCAAAAGAACACUCCUUUUAUUGACAGUGACUUCCCUGCUAACAGCUCAUCACUUUCAAAUAGAAAUACUAAGCUAAACUACAUCUAAUAGAACCAGUGGUCCUAAUUCAGAUGGGCAAGACCUUAAGAAUUAUUUGACUCUGAGACUUUCUCAAUAUUUUUUGAGGACAUUAGCCCUAAUGACAUUCUAUAAGGCGAUCUUGGUAACUGCUACUUCCUCUCUGCUUUAUCUGCUAUUGCAGAAUUUCCAUAGCGAAUCAAGGAUAUCUUUGCGGUAUAGGAGAGCAACUCUUCAGGAUGCUAUGCAGUCAAGAUAUGCCUUAACGGUGAAUUCAAGACCAUUGUGAUAGAUGAUAUGUUUCCAUGUGCAGAUGGUGAUGGGCUUGGAAACAGCGAAUUAACUCCUGCCUUCUCUAAAACUAAAAAUAAGGAAUUAUGGGUACUAAUACUUGAAAAAGUAUGGGCUAAGAUUAAUCAUACCUACGAAAACACUAUAACCGGGUUUGCAAGCGAAGCUUUCAGAUGCUUGACUGGAGCGCCAGUGGAAUUUCAUAAUCAUGACUACAUUGAAGAUAUCUGGGAUUAAAUUGUCGAAGCUGACUAAAGGAACUAUAUCAUUUGCACUUCAGCUGGGAAAACAAACUUAUCGGAUGAGGAUUACAAUAAGAUCGGCUUAGUUAGUGAUCAUGCAUAUGCUGUGAUUUAAGCUGUUGAUAUCUAGACUCAGGAAUAUGGAAGACUAAAGCUGCUAAAACUUAGAAAUCCUUGGGGUCAUAAAGAAUGGAUGGGUGACUGGUCUGAUAAAUCAAGCAAAUGGACAGAUGAACUGAGGAAGAAGCUGGAAUUUGUAGAUGCAGAUGAUGGUGUCUUUUUCAUUUCUUACUAGGACUACAUGAAUUACUAUCGCAGCACCACAAUAUGCAAAGUUCAUGAUGGCUUUCAUCACAAUUCUAUCAAAAUUGAUAGUGCAAACAAGCCUAUGGCUGGCUAGUCUAGUAUUGGCGCAAGACCUUAUGACUUAAUCAAAAUAACUUUGAAAGAGAAGGGAAAAAUAUUUGCAACUGUAGUUUAGCCAACAAAAAGAUUUGUAGCAUAAAAUUUGAAAGGGUCUGAAAACUACGACACUAGUUUUGUGAAGAUCAUAUUGGGCAGGUACAAUGAAGAGAACUUCGCUGAGAUGUUUACCUUUUUGGAGUCUAAGUGCUCAAACUAUGACAAUGUGACUGUGGAGAGCAAAGAUGAGUAUGAACCUGGUGAGUACAUAUUGCUUGUUGAAAUCGACUGGAGACAAGAUAUAUACAAGGAAUAUGUCUUAUAGAGUUAUGCAUCUACUGAUUAGGUUGAACUAAGUUUGUUAGGCGAAAACGAGCACCCCAACUUCUUGGAGGAGGUGCUUAAAUCCUGUGCCAGAUAAAAAACUCAGAGAAAGAACUUUGAAGAUAAGGGAGAGCCAGAUGCCUUUAGAGCCAUUUCAAUAACUGAUAGUGGAGCAGAGUACGGUUACAUAUAUUAUCAGAAUGACACUAAGCAAGAGACUACCAUGUAGGAAACUUGUCUGUUUCACAAAUUGGAAAAUUUCGAGGUACUACCUCCAUAUGACAAGGCGUAGAAAGGAGGCAAUUAUUAAAUAACUGUGAAUAUAACUCCAAAUCAAAAUGCUAUCAUUAUUCUCAGAAGAACUGAUAGAUAAGCCAGCUACGGCGUCAGUUACUUCACAUCUGUUGUAUACCCAGAUGAUUACUAUCUGAAUCAAGUUUAUGACAAAGCAAAAGUUUAGAGGAUAAAUUAUCAAGGAGAGGACAAAGAUAUCUAUUUCUAUUCUCUUUUAUUUGGAGUGGGAUAUUUUUGGCUAUUUGAAAACAAAUCUGCUUCGACAUAGUUUGAGGCUAAGUUCAACUUCGAACUGACUAAUCUUUGUAGUGAAGGAGAGACACCCUCAGGCCCUUCAGACCCUUUACUUAGUACCUGGGACAUCAACCUUUAGCCCGGAGAAGUCAAAAUCAAGAAGUUAGUGAUGCUUGAUCCAGUUUAGCCCUGGGGCUAUAAGUUCUCAUACAGCUUCAAAUGCUUUGAAAUAGUCACGACAGAAGAAGAUAUCAUAAGAACUGUGAAGCAAUUUGGGUAGGUAAAGAGAUUCAAGUAUGGAAGCACUGACUAGGAUAUGACCUACACAGUACACUUCUUCAAUGAGCAGUACAUAUUCUUGUUUGAGAAUAAAGAAAAAAAGAAGCUGUUUAAGAGCACAUUCAACUUUGAGCUGACUAAUCUAAGAAUCUAAGAUGAGCCAGAUGGAGCAACUAGCUUUAAGGUUGAUGUAUAGCCAGGUUAAAGGGCGAUAAGAAAAAUAUCAAGAGUUGAUCCAAUGAUAGAGUCAAAAUAUAAAUGCUCCUACAGUUAUCAAUUCACUACUAGCAAAGUUGAGAUUAAUAUAGAUGAUGCUGAAUUAGGUCAAGAUAUAGACUAGUAUAGAGAUGAAAAAGUAUGA
Stylonychia lemnae is the source of this 2589-nucleotide messenger RNA. The record is from the annotation of a GenBank genome assembly. NCBI's taxonomy places the organism in Eukaryota, Ciliophora, Spirotrichea, Sporadotrichida, Oxytrichidae.